Messenger RNA from Scomber japonicus (chub mackerel), 783 nucleotides. RefSeq names its product enkurin, TRPC channel interacting protein (gene enkur). The transcript has 5 exons. Bases 1 to 783 code for a protein of 260 amino acids. The record is from RefSeq and is a predicted model, not a curated record. Gene Ontology annotation, cellular component: acrosomal vesicle. Gene Ontology annotation, molecular function: calmodulin binding. Lineage: Eukaryota; Metazoa; Chordata; Actinopteri; Scombriformes; Scombridae.
AUGUCUGAAGUGCUUUAUCCACAGGAAAGUGUCUACAAUCUCAUACCAAAGGAGAGGGUUCAAACUCAAAAACCUCAAAGGUAUAUGUCCAAGUUCAGGCCAUCAGUUGUUCUUGAGAAAAAGUUAACCAAGGAAGCGAUGAAGACAAUGGGACCACCAAAAGUUGAGGUACCCUCCCCGGAAAAAUACCUCAAGAAGCAUUCAAAAGAGCCCAAACUACCCGAAAGUGAGUUCUCCAACAGACUAUUUUAUCAAUAUGUUUGUAAAACCUGCUCUAUGAAGAAACCAGCCGUCCCUGCGAGGACAGACAACCCACCUAUGGGCAUUUAUACCAAGAGAGACUUUAUAAAGACGAGUACAGCGAUGCCAAUGAAACCACAGCCUACCUGUGUAGACACCAACAAAGGGCACAAGGAGCGCCUCGAAAAUUCAGGACUUGUCCCCAAGUACAUCAAGAAAAGGGAUUAUGGAGAAGUACCCGACUACCUGCUGCAGCGCAAUGCAGAAGAGCAAAGGGCUAAGGAGGAGUAUGACAGGUUUGUGAAAGAACAGACUGAUCAGGGAGCCAUGAAACACCUGUCUGAUGAGGAGCGACACGCCAUCCUGGAGCGCCUGAAGUCCAACUGGGAUAAGCUGCACCAUGAGUACCAGGGCCUCUCGCUGGUCACAGACACCCUGUCGAAGAAGGCGCACAAGGAGCGGCUUGAGGUGGCAAUGAAGCAGCUGGAGAAUGACAUCAACCUCUUUGAAAGAUUCAAGACCGUCUACCUCAGCAAUAACUAG